This is a messenger RNA of Peronospora belbahrii, 1740 nucleotides long. NCBI's taxonomy places the organism in Eukaryota, Oomycota, Peronosporomycetes, Peronosporales, Peronosporaceae. The record is from the annotation of a GenBank genome assembly.
AUGCUGCUACAACGUCUUGUGGUAAUGUUUUACUCGCUCUGGGCGCUUUUACAGCGGAUUAAGCACAAGAAAUGGAUUUUGCUUGUGAUUGCCAGCUUCUAUAUGGGCAUACGAUCUACACUUAAAGAACCAUUCGUUGGCAAGUUGCGUGAAGUUGUUAUCAAUCAAAUGGCUACAGAGACCAAAGACGAUGGUGUCCACAUGUUGCCGACGCCUAUUGUAGCGCCAUGGACUAACACGAGCUUUGAAUGCGUCGGGUGGAAGCGUAUUCAUUCAUGCAGACAAGAGAAAACAAACGAUAACGCAGAGAUAAUGGCAGAACCUGAGAAAGAUCUGUUAGGCUGCUCGGAAGAGAUUGGGACACAAAUGGCUGGCUAUUGUAUUGUACGGAAUCGUACGUCCGGCGACUUGUACAAGCUUAUGAUCACCUCGUGCGACUCAUUGCCUACGGGGUAUUACACGUGCGAUAUGGCACGAGAUUUCUCAGAGUUUGGAUACCAUUCGAAGAGAUAUAAACACACUCCUGUGGCGCCAACGUUAGCACUUCCGCUUGCGGCGACAAGCAAGCGUGAGCCUACGAAUGGCGUGUUGAUGAUUAUUUAUGAUCGUAUAUUGCCGUCGGCGUAUGCUACUAUUCGAAUGUUGCGUGUUCAGGGUUGUGAGCUUCCUGUUGAGUUAUGGUAUCGACCAGAUGAAAUGUCAAUUGACAACCCCAUCGUAUACAAGCUACUGUUGGACUACAAUGUACGGGUUCGACCAAUUCUCGACAGUCGUGCAAUGGGAUUUCAUGUCAAGCCGUAUGCAGUGUAUUACAGUAGUUUUGACAAUAUUUUGCUGCUAGAUGCAGACAACUUGCCAGCUAAAGACCCAACGUAUCUGUUUGAGGAGCCGGAAUUUUUACGCACGGGUGCUAUCUUCUGGCCUGACUAUUGGCAACCAUCCAACUCGCUCUUUCAGUUAUCAAACACAAGUCUUUUGUGGCAGCUUACGGGUGUGAAUUACGUGGACAUGUUUGAGCAAGAAAGUGGCCAGGUAUUGAUCGACAGAUUGCGUAGCAAACGUGCUCUGGACAAGUUGAUGUAUUACUCGACACAUCAGCCUCGAUUACUGGAGAACUUACACCUUCUUUGGGGAGACAAAGACCUAUUCCGACUAGCUUGGCUUAGCAGCAGCCAGCCAUUUCACUUUAUUACAUAUCCACCUGCAGUAGGUGGCUUAAAUUUGCAGGAAGAGAAGGGUGUAUUCUGCGGACUUGCCAUGAUUCAGCACGAUGUGCAGGGCAAUCUUGUGUUUUUCCACCGCAACUCCAUCAAGUUGGACGGGAAGCCAGGUCAGCCACGCCUUAUGAGCCACAUUCAGGAGUAUUCCCUGGAAGGCAAUCCCCGCAAUUAUCGCAUUUUUCAGGCUGUAAACGCAUACAAUAAAGAAUGCUGCUACUACAUUGGCACGGACACAUUGCCAGAUGGACGACCAGCUACUCAACUUACACCUAUUGAUUCGACAAUAUACGCGUCUCUUGAAGAUAUGGCAAUCCAAUUCUCUGUUGAGGCACGACAAUUACUAAUCGAUGAUGCCAUUGCUAACAAUCUUGGCUUUUGGUCUAUGCGCGUGCAGUAUAUCACGGCCGUGUUUUUGCUGGUUUACGUGCUUGGAAUCAUUACGUUCGUGUGGUUUAAGGGUCGUCCUGCACGUGAACGACUUCCUAGUCGUUGGCAACCCAUGGAUUCAAAGGAGAGCUAG